AUGCUUCAUAAUCGACUACUUCUCACUGGAUUUCCUUUGGUGGCGGUGGUUCGUCAGGGCAUAACCGAGGCUACUGAAGACAUGGUACAACAACUGGUGGACAUGAUUGACGCGGCAUUGGCGAAGAUACAGACUGGAACAGAGGUGUUACAUCGGGACGUGCUGAGCAUCUCCAAGGAACUCGUGGAUGGCAGCAAGCGCAGUGGGCAGCAACAGGUGGAGAUGAUGACUCAUCUGCAGACGGUGCUGGGUGUGUGA
Messenger RNA from Sphaeroforma arctica JP610, 258 nucleotides. RefSeq lists its product as hypothetical. The coding region runs from base 1 to 258 and encodes 85 amino acids. The transcript has 2 exons. Lineage: Eukaryota; Ichthyosporea; Ichthyophonida. The record is from RefSeq and is a predicted model, not a curated record.